Molecule: messenger RNA, 844 nt
Organism: Conger conger (European conger)
Lineage: Eukaryota; Metazoa; Chordata; Actinopteri; Anguilliformes; Congridae
Gene: inip
Product: ints3 and nabp interacting protein
Exons: 5
Coding region: 177-635 (152 amino acids)
Biological process (GO): DNA repair
Cellular component (GO): nucleoplasm; SOSS complex; nucleus
Source: RefSeq, a predicted model, not a curated record
GUCGAGGCAUGGACUCCACAAGACCUGUGUCCUGUGGUAUCUGGCACCAAGACGUAGCGGAUCCUUUAAGUCCUGUAACUUGCGAGGUGGGGCCUACAUGGAUCGGACUUGUUUAUCCAGCACAUCCCACGGAUUGAGAUCGGGGGAAUUUUAAGACCAAGUCAACACCCUGAACCAUGUUCCUCAAACCAUUCCUGAACAAUUUUUGCAGUGUGGAAGGGCACAUUAUCCUGUUGAAAGAGGCGACUGCCAUGAGGGAAUACCGCUGCCAUGAAGGGGUGUACUUGGUCUGCAGCAAUGUUUUGGCUGAUGUUCUUCCAUUGAAGGAAAUGGCUUCAAAUCCACCUGGACAAGGUUUCCAAAAGAACCGAGUGGCUAUUCUGGCUGAACUGGAUAAAGAGAAGAGGCGUCUGAUACAGAACCAGACAAUGAACAACCCAGGAGCGAGUAUCCCUCUCUCGAGGCCGGCCCUGAAUAAGGACUUCAGAGACCAUGCAGAGCAACAGCACAUCGCUGCCCAGCAGAAAGCAGCACUACAGCAUGCACACGCACAUUCCUCUGGCUUCUUCAUUACCCAGGAUUCCUCCUUCGGAAACCUCAUACUUCCUGUUUUGCCACGAUUGGAGCCAGAAUAAUGGAGUUCAGCUGAGAAAAGCUGCUGAGUGGGAACAUUUACACGUUACUGCACUUCAUUUUACAUUUUUUCAACCCACUGGCCGUUUCCUGGGCUUUCCGAAAAUAGGAUGUCAAAAUUGAGUCUCUCUCCUGUUGGUUCUGAUCUUACUUUUUUUUUUCUUCUUCCGUUUUUGCAUUUUAAUAAUAAAAUGAAAAAAUUGCAUUUUCA